Messenger RNA from Contarinia nasturtii (swede midge), 1793 nucleotides. Its product is annotated as esterase B1-like. Lineage: Eukaryota; Metazoa; Arthropoda; Insecta; Diptera; Cecidomyiidae. The coding region runs from base 16 to 1746 and encodes 576 amino acids. The record is from RefSeq and is a predicted model, not a curated record. The transcript is spliced from 9 exons.
CGCGUUGGUAUUAAAAUGUCGAGAAAUUGUGGUGGCAUGAUCAUGCUUGCCGUAAUCGUUUUCGUCGUGUGUCUCAUAAAUUCUGGAGAGAGUGUUGAGUACAAAAUAGUGAAGACUAAAAAUGGGGCUGUUCGAGGUAUUAGUGACACGACAAUGAUGAAAAAUGUCAGUUUCUACUCGUUCAAAGGAAUUCCGUAUGCAAAAGCACCUAUUGGUGAACUGAGAUUCAAAGCUCCUGAACCAGAUAAAUCGUGGGCUCCAGCAAUAUUGAAUGCUACCGCACAUGGAAAGAAUUGUUUGAGAACAACUGCAUUUGACAAUGACACCCAAUCGCAAAGCGAAAAUUGUCUCUUUUUGAAUAUCUACGUGCCAGCUGAUGUUCAGCCCGGUGAAAAGUUAGCUGUUUUGGUGUUCAUUCACGGUGGUUCAUUUUUGGCUGGUUCUGGCGACGAUGAUUUUUACGGGCCCGAUUUUAUAGUCGAAAAGCGUACAAUUUUGGUUACAUUAAACUAUCGGUUGGGAAUAUUCGGUUUCAUCACCUUCAAUGCCCCAGAAUACUCCGGUAAUAUGGCAUUGAAAGACCAACAAUUGGCAUUGAAAUGGACUCAUGAAAAUAUUGAAAGAUUUUCGGGUGACCCGAACCGAAUUACUCUCUUCGGUCAAAGCGCUGGCGGUGUUUUGGCCAAUUUUCAAAUUCUAUCCAAAGAAUCACGCAAAUACUUCCGUAAUGCGAUUGUUAUGAGUGGAACAACUGACAAUAUGUGGGCAAUUUCUGAUUCGAAUAAACUCUUUGAUUUUGCGCACAAAAUUGCACGUGAAACGGGCAAUCCACAAGAAACUAUAGAUGGAUUGAUUAAGUUCUUCAAACAGGCACCUGCCGAAAAAAUCGUUAAUUACUUAAAUGAUCCAUCAUACGUUCGAAGAAAUCCCCUUACCAUUUAUGCACCAAUUAUUGAAAAGCCGGAUGCAGUUCGACCAUUUAUCACUAAAUAUCCUGAAGAAAUCUAUGAUGAAUGCAAUAUUAAUACUGAUGUUAUCUUUUCACUGUGCUCCUUGGAAUUCGUUACAUCUUAUGCAUCGGAAACACUAAUUUCGCUGGAAGAACUUGAUCGAAAUUUCAGUUUGCCGUUACCAUUCAGAGAAGCCAUAGAUUUAUCGUAUGAUUCGCCGGAAUACAAAAAAUUGGCUACUGAAAUUCGUCAAUUCUACUUUAAAGAUGCUGCCGUCAAUGAACAAACUUUAAAGCAAUACCUUGAACUUUUUUCUGAUGUUUAUUAUGGAUAUGGAAUCGACAAAUCAGCAAAACUACAUGCCGCCAAAUCAUCUGCAGAUGCAUUUUUAUAUCAAUUUUCCGUCAAAUCAAUAUUGAAUCUUUCCACACGAAUCAAUCCAAAUGCUAAUCUGACCGUAUAUGGGGCAGGCCAUGGCGAUGAUUUAUGCUACAUAUUCGGUUGCCGACAAUAUCGAUCAUUUUAUAAUGAAGUUUUCAGCACGCCAAAUGAUGAACAAUCGAAGGUCAGCUUGAAAACAUUUGAGGAUAUGUCUACAUUGUUUACGAAUUUUGCCAAAUAUGGAAAACCGAUUCGGAAUGGUAAACCGAUCAAAGGAUUCAAACCCAUUCGAAAGAAUCGAGUGAAUUUUCUUGAUUUCACCAAUGAUGGUUUGGCACUUGGUGUAAAUCCAAAUAAAAAAGCCAUCGAAUUCUGGACGUACAUUGGACAAGAAUUAAAUGAAAUAGUUACAUAAAUUUGAAUAGAAAGACUAAAAUAAAUGAUUUUUAUUUUUUAUUUCAA